Molecule: messenger RNA, 1816 nt
Organism: Ictalurus punctatus (channel catfish)
Lineage: Eukaryota; Metazoa; Chordata; Actinopteri; Siluriformes; Ictaluridae
Exons: 6
Coding region: 437-1228 (263 amino acids)
Source: RefSeq, a predicted model, not a curated record
UUACGUUAAGUACAUCUUAUUCGUAUAUGGAAAGUACUUAAUGAAGAUAAUAUACUUUAUUUUUUUAUGUAACCAUUCAAGUAUUUGUUGAAAUGCUUUUGUUACCAGAUCUCUUUUACCAGACUUUUAAUUCUGUUCUCCGUAUUUGCAGUGUUUUCAGGCUUUUACUUUCAGUAUUUGCAGGCCUCAGCUCCAUGGAUCAGAAAGCUGUCUGAUCCAUGUCUAUUACCCUACCUCAGUACCCCUCCCCCUCUGCAGAAUAAACAGGUAGACAGUGAACGUGAAAGUCAGAAUCUUCAUUUAAUACACCAUUUCAGGAGUAAAAACACAAGACUAUUUCCUGUAAGUGAACUCUGUGCUGAUACAGGGUUUGAUUUAACACACCGAUGUUGGAGUGAAGUAAACGUGUGUCCUGCUGUAAUCUGGAGAAGGAGACAUGACCUCCAACAUGAGUGUGUCUGGAGAACAGGACUUAAAGAGAGACGAGAGAAUGAUGGAGGGAAAGAGAUCAGACUCACCAGAACCCAGCUGUGUGUCCAUGAAGAGUGACUGGUCAAUGGAUCAUCCAAUCACAGUGAUUUGUUUUACAGCAGUGUUCCACCUGAUCAAACUCACUGGUCUCAUUCUGAAGCCCUUCAUGAUCUUUAUCAGACCACAACAGAAGAAAUCAAACCUCAGCAGAAAUCAGCUGGACUCCAUAUUCAAGGAGCUGGAACACAAAGUCAUCACUCUGAUAAAGAAUGAGCUGAAGAGGUUCAGGAAGCUCCUGAGUCCAGAUUACCCAGCAUGCACUGAGAGGGAGGUGGAGGAUGAGGAGGAUCUGCACAGUGUCAGAGAGGGAGCGCUGAAGAUCACACUGCACGUCCUGAAGAACAUGAACCACACAGAUCUCGCUAACACACUGCACAACAAGUCUGUGGCCUCUGUGUAUAAGACGAGUGGGAGGAAAGAUUCUUCCUGUGCAAGGUGCUGCUCUCACUUCUUUCAGCAUAGCUCCUGGUCUCAGAACAGGUUUAGUUCAUCGUUGCUGGUGUUGUGUAGAGGAUGUUAUAUUGUGAAAGUCACAACUUUCCCCGCUCAAGGUCUUGUGAAAUAUUUGACCUUGUUUGUGACUAUAUUCACCGUGAUGCUUUCAGCAGUUACUACAUUAGUGUCCUUAAUUUUUUACUAUUUAAACAUUGUUUUAAAGUUUAUUACAGGCUCAAUGAAUGUUCUUCUCCUUCACUAGAAGAUAAAGGCCCGGUUUCACAGACAGGGUAUACAUUAAGCCAGGAUUAGGCCUUCGAUCAAUUAGGACAUUUCAGUAGCUUUUAUAAACGUGUCUUAGAAAAAUAUAUUUCUGGUGCACAUCCUGAGAUAAAACAAUGGCACUGACGUGUUUUAAGAUCCGUCCGUGCAAGUAGCUUUCAGUUAAAACAGCUCAGACAUACAUUUUAGUCUGGGACUAGGCUUAAGCCUUGUUUGUGAAACCAGGGGAAAAAAGAAGAAGGGUGUGCUUUAUUAUGCUCUCUGCAGAAUAUGACAGAAGAAAUGUUACCCACACCUAUAAUUAUAAAAAGCAGGUAGAAUUGCAGUUAGCAUGAAACCUCAAAUGUGUAGCUGGGCUGGAAAUUUAUUUUUGUAUGCAUGUAUAAUUUUUUUUCUCUUACAGAUGGACCAGCAAACAGAUUUAAAGGCUGUUGUGAAUGAUGGGUUACAGAAAUGUCUUCCUGUGUUUAUUAUUAUUUGAAGUUAUAUAUUCUGAUUUGUAAGCAAGAUUAUGAAGUCUCCUUUUGCUAAUCAUUUUACAGCAUUAUUAAAAAGUCCAUGUACACAA